CUUCCGGCAUGUCUUAUUGCAAAGGGACUGUGGGGAACUAGGUGUUCUUGCUCCUUAUUGGAUCACCUGGGCAGUUUUCAAGUCUGAUGCAAGGAGAAUGCCGCGAUAUGCACAGCUCGUUAUGGGGCCCGCCGGCAGCGGAAAGAGCACUUAUUGUUCCACCAUGGUGCAGCACUGUGGGAGUUUGAACCGAUCUGUCCAAGUGGUUAAUCUGGAUCCUGCAGCUGAGCAUUUUGAUUAUCCUGUAUUGGCUGAUAUCCGGGAACUGAUUGAAGUGGAUGAUGUGAUGGAGGAUCGUUCAUUGCGAUUUGGCCCAAAUGGGGGCCUUGUAUAUUGUAUGGAGUAUUUUGCCAACAAUUUUGACUGGCUGGAGAGUUGCCUUGGACACACAGAAGAUGAUUACAUACUUUUUGACUGUCCAGGUCAAAUUGAGCUGUAUACUCAUCUGCCUGUCAUGAAGUACCUCGUGGAGCAGCUCCAGCAAUGGGAAUUUAGGGUCUGUGGGGUUUUUCUUGUUGACUCUCAGUUCAUGGUGGAAUCAUUCAAGUUUCUUUCUGGGGUUUUGGCUGCUCUCAGUGCUAUGGUUUCCUUAGAGAUACCGCAAUGUAAUAUAAUGACAAAGAUGGAUUUAUUAGGGAAAAAAGCCAAAAAAGAAAUUGAAAAGUUUUUAGAUCCAGACAUGUAUUCCAUGAUUGAAGAUACAUCAAAUCGAUUUAAAAGUAACAAGUUCAAGAAACUGACAGAGGCACUUUGUGGACUUAUUGAUGAUUACAGCAUGGUCAGAUUCCUACCUUUUGAUCGGUCAGAUGAAGAAUGCAUGAACAUUGUUCUCCAGCACAUAGACUUUGCCAUUCAGUAUGGAGAGGAUCUAGAGUUUAAGGAACCGAAGGAAAAUGAAGAGGACAAAUCAGAGAACUUUGAUGAAUUCUUUCAGGACAGAGCUGAUGAACCCUGAGGAUAGAGCUUCUGUAUAUAAUACCCUUAAGAUUUGUUUUCGGUUUGAUAUGAAGUGUCAGUGUAUUGGGCACAAUGACCCCUUAGAUCUGCAGACUGGGUAUUUCUGCAAUGCCGAGAAACUGAGCACAUUUUCAGCUUCUAUUAUGUAAUUGCCACAUUGGCAGAAACAGGAGUAACUAGAGCAACUCAUGUAAGGAAAUGAAAUGGGGGAAGCCCUGUUUGCAUCAUGUUCCAUUUCCUAGCUAGUGAGUGCAUGUUCAAUAUGUUGUAUUAGAAAAGAGUGUAAUAAGAACACUGUUUAGAUUUCCAGGUGAACAAUUGUAUGUUCCUUAUGGUAAUCGCUAUUCUGCAAACAGCAAAUAUGAUGUUCAUGUUUCCUUUUGCAUAGCUUUGGAUAGCAAAAAUAUGUUUGAAAUAUAUAUUUUUAAUUCAUUUGAUCUUUCUUGUUAUAUACUGACACACACAGCCUAGUAAUACAAAAAUAUUUGGCAUCCUUUGUCAAAAGUUACAAAAAAUUAGUUUUACUAAUAAAAAUUUACGUCCCACCCCAGCAGGGAACAAACGUAAA
Messenger RNA from Xenopus tropicalis (tropical clawed frog), 1525 nucleotides. RefSeq names its product GPN-loop GTPase 3 (gene gpn3). Lineage: Eukaryota; Metazoa; Chordata; Amphibia; Anura; Pipidae. Gene Ontology annotation, cellular component: nucleus; cytoplasm. The record is from RefSeq and is marked provisional.